CAACCUACUAUGCUUCUUACUGAAACCGAAGCUGAACCGCGCUAUUCGAAUCCGGCGCUAUGUCGGUCGGUCAGUCCGGGACGGAGUUGUCUUUUGGUGUUAUUAAAGAUAUUCUAGAAGACCCGUCAGGCUUUUCUCUAGCUAAACUGAAGGCAACUGCAGAGGCUAUUGAACUAAAGUUAAAAUUUAAUCUUAACUAACAAAAAUUCAGAGAUAAAAAAAGUUUGAUUGAUGUUGCUUUACGGGGACGUAUGCUGUGUCUACUUGCCUCAGACUCCAUGGACGAUGUGAAAACGCUUUUAAAAAUGGGUGUUGCGGCGGCCUUAGCAAAUUUGUGCUCUGCGCCGACUCCAUUUUUGUUAUUCGCGGAUGUUUUUAACACCAAACCAAUAUCGCUUUGUGAAGAAAUGUUUGGAUUUAUGGAGGAAACAAUCAUCACUUUGAAGGAUGUACCCUUAUUUGCUUCAGGAAGAAAUACAUUAUUAAGAAUGUGUAAUGACCUACUUAGACGCCUGUCAAAGUCACAGAAUACUGUUUUUUGCGGCCAAAUUCAACUCUUCUUAACGCGUUUAUUUCCAUUAGAUGAAAAGUCUGGACUAAAUUUUAUGAGCAACUUUAAUUCAGAAAAAGAUGUGCUGUACAACAAAAAUCCCGACCCAAGUGCUUUCAAGCAUCAGGUGUCGCACGAUCAUACAUCUGAUGAUUUGGAAGAGGGGGAGAUGACUGAUUCAUCUACUCCCUUAGAAGUGGAUGCCGGUCUCUAUGUCAAAUUUUGGUCUCUUCAGGAGUUCUUUAAGUCUCCGGCUUUGUGUUACGAGAAAGCUAAGUGGAUGCGUUUCACAAGUAGCACAGACACAGUGUUAGAUGUGUUUUCGAGUAUUAAACUAAUGGCAAUAGAAGAAGGUGAUAUUUGCUCUCAGAGUAGCAGCGGAACGUUUUCCAAGUACCUUACAAGCGAGAAACUGCUAGAUUUGCAACUUAUGGAUCCUAGUUUCCGGCGGUAUAUACUUGUUCAGCUACUAAUCCUGUUUCAAUAUUUAACAACUACAGUUAAAUUUAAGACAAUUGACCAAGUACUUAGUGAGGAUCAGCGCGCUUGGGUUAAUCAAAGACAUGAAGUAGUGUUACGACUGUUAUCCUCUAAUAGUCCAAACAAUUCUUCGGGUGGUACGUUUGUUUCUACAGUAGAACGCAUUCUGGAACGUGAAAGUUAUUGGAAUAAAUGGAAGAACGAUGGAUGCCCUUCAUUCGUACGAAAUCCUGAAAAAUCUAGGUUAUCUGUUAGGAAAAGGCAUAUAAACCCCUUAGUUACUCGUACUGGUCAGAAAGUUUAUCGUUUUGGUAAUCGAGAGCUAGAUAAAUUAUGGAAUGUAUGUCCGGAUAAUUUAGCUGCUUGUCGGGACAAACGGCGAGUUUUCAAUCCAGAUCUUCAUUCCUAUUUUCAAGAUGCUAUCAUGGAAAUGGACCCAGCGGAAAAAGUUGAAGAGGAAUACAAAUCGAUUAAUAAAGAUGAAUGGAGCUGGCGCGCUCUUCGUUUUCUUUCAAGAAAGUGUCCACAUUUUUACAUCAACUGGAACCCACCUGGACGACCUGUAAAGGACUAUUUAUCAGUUAUUCUCACUGAGAAAAUUCAAUCUGAGGAGGAUAAAAAGGGUCCCACUAUUAAUGUUUCUGAUUGUGACAAUCGUCGUGGCUCUGAUGGCAGUACUGGCGACUCCAUACCCAAUAAACAACCUAAACUGGAAGAAUCAGUUGAUUCAACAAUACUAGAUUCUACUGUAAAGUCUUCCAGCUUGUCACGUACCCGAUCAGUUCCGAAUACCAAGCAGUUACAGGAACAUACCUUAACUAAAGGUCAAACAAAUGCCAAGUCAUAUGGUAGCCCAAUGAGAACUCGGUACCGUGAUACAUUAACAGCAAAUAUUACUCGCUAACUGGUCGGAGAAAUCACAGUGGAUGGAGUUGAUACAGACUCAGGGAGUGAUAAUGAUGCCAACGGUGAAAAUGAUAGUGAAUCUGAUUCCAUUACUGAAUAACUGUGUGCAUCAGAACAUUGUGUUUGUAAUUAUAGAUCAAAAUUUUGUUUCAACAUUUAUAAGUAGUAUAUGUAGCUAUGCAAAAAUAAAUUUUUUGUUUCGCUUCUUUUUUUUAAUUCCCUCGUGUUUUUAUAAACUUGUGUCUUUAUUUUUCCAUCUAUUCACGCCUAGAAACAGCCAUUGUGAAUAUUUUUCAUGUUUGUGAAUAAAUGUGUAUAUUUAUCAA
Molecule: messenger RNA, 2262 nt
Organism: Schistosoma curassoni
Lineage: Eukaryota; Metazoa; Platyhelminthes; Trematoda; Strigeidida; Schistosomatidae
Source: the annotation of a GenBank genome assembly